UCAUAGGGGAAGUGUUCACGACAUGUUGAGGUUUCCGCGAGCCAAUGUGUAUUUAUAGAUACAGAUUUAACAUUCAAAGAGAAAAGAUCGCCUAUCUACUGUCUCUACACGUGACUUUCACGUUGCCAUGGUAAUCAGUCACUCGCGCUCGUGCAUCACCACACGCCCGUGCUCGUACCCUCACUGAAUCCAUCGUCGAGGUCGAAAGGAAUUCAAAACGGCAAAAAACACUUCACACUUUUUUCGCAAAAAAGUCAAGAACUAAUACGGUUUUAGGGUUAAAGGAAGAGCUGUAACUAUAUAUAAUAAAGAGGAAGACGGACAGAAGUGGACAGAAGCAGAAAUGUCUGAUCAGUGUGAUCUGUGUCUGCUGGGACUGAUCAUUCUCUCUUCACUUCUCACAGGCACCAGUGGAGUGGAUGAUGAUCAUGUGUUCAUCAGUUCUGGUGUAAAUGUCCGUCUGUCCUGUAAUAAUGCUCUUUCUGACUGCAAAUCAACUACAUGGACCUACAGCAGCUUCAGUCGUUCACGGACAGUUGAACUGAUUAAAUUAGGGAUAAAGAAUAAAGACACAAAGAGACACGAGAGACUGAGUCUGGAGUCUGACUGCUCUCUGAACAUCAAGAACGUCACAGUAGAAGAUUAUGGAUUAUACAACUGCCAACAAUUUGUGAACGGACGACAACAAGGAUCUGAUGCACAUGUUUAUCUGCAUGUUCUUCAUGUUUCAGUGUCUCCAUCAUCAUCAUCAUCAUCAUCAUCUUCAUCCUCACAGACUGAGAUCAGUCCAGGCUGCUCUGUGACUCUCUACUGUCAGUUCUAUUCAUUUAUUACAUACUCCUGUGAUGAUCGGGUUCGUUCUGAGGGAGUUGAGCUGUUGUGGGUGAAUCAGGCUGGUGUUGAUCUGAAGACAGACUCCAGAUAUAAGAUAUCAUCAUCAUUACCAUCAUAUCGCUGUUUCAUCACUCUGACUACAACACUCCUGAAGGAAGAUAACAACAGAGAGUGGAGAUGUCAGCUUACUCACAGAAAUCAACUCCAAUACACUGUCAAGUAUUCAGGUGAUGUGUGUGAACAUUCAUCUUCUGCAGCUCCAGUCUCUUCAACAACACUGACUCCAGACACCACAACAAACUCUCUGAAUCCAGGUGUAACUACAACUACAUCAACUACAGUAACAGGACUUUCCACAGCAAACUCUCUGAAUCCAGGGCUUGUGGCUGUGAUUGUGAUUGUUGCCGCUUCAUUCGCUCUGGCUCUUAUUCUCUGGGUGAUUCGUAAGAAAAGAGCAGGCAACAGAAGAGGGACUGGUGACUCUGUGGGGCAGACAGAUGACGUGACUUAUACUGAAGUCGCUGCGUACAGUAAAAAACGAAGCAAAAAGGACAAGGUUCGCUGUGAUGAUAGAGUGACGUAUGCUUCCAUCAGAGGAGCAAAAGCUGGAGCUCAGGAGAACUGCAGUGAACUUUAUGCCUCUGUGAACAAGAACACACCAGUCAAAUAAUUAUACAAAACACACAUCAGCACAGGAAUAUCAAUCUAAUAUAACUCAUUCAUUAACAUGUUAACAAACUAAUUGUAGUGAAUUGUUGUCUUUUGUCCUCUUUGUGUUCUGGCUUUGAGUUCUAGCGCUUUCAGAACUGUUUUAAUAACCUUUGGUCUAGUUUUAAUUUAGCGAUAUGGAGCUAGCGUGACCAAUGGUACAUAUUUUCAGUAGUAUUUUCAGAGCGAUGAACUCACUGUUGAGGUUUUGGAAACUGAUGAGUGUGAGAACUCGUAGUUCGUUUAACCACACAUGCUAUUAGAGAAACACGUGUGGUUAAAGAAGAAAGAAAGAAGAGGAACUGACAUCUUAACUCUCACAGAACUGGUCAUCUCUGAACCCAGUUUGGACUGAACCUGGGAACCUGAACAUAAAAACAAUGUUGCAAGAGAAAACGAACUUCCAUAUAUCGCAGAUCCUUGAUGUAUUCCUUAACAUGCUUUUAUUGACCCCAAAUAAAUGUGUAUAAAUGGUCAGUGAAUUAAAUAUGAGUAUAUGUAUGUAUGUAUGUAUACUCAUGUUUAAUUUUAGGAUUAUUAAUUUUAAUUCAAUUUUAAGGAUUAUUAGGAACACCAUACUAAUACUGUGUUUGACCCCAUUUCACCUUCAGAAUUGCUUUAAUUCUACGUAAUUUUAAUGGUGAAAAUGCAUAGCUUUUCGAUCGAGGGAACCCAUGUGCUGCUAACUUCUGAGUUGUCCCACAAAGUGACAUCAUCACUUCAGCACUCUAUUGGCACUAAAGUGUGUCCAGAAAACAUCCCCACACCAUUACACCACCACCAGCAGCCUGCACAGUGGGAACAAGGCCCAUUUACUUUUUUAUGGUUUUUUACAAAUAUUUUAUUUUUACUGCUUUAUCUGCUAAUUUGUUACUGCUGUUCAGCUGAAAUAAAUGAUCAAAUCUUAAGAC
Pimephales promelas (fathead minnow) is the source of this 2453-nucleotide messenger RNA. The record is from RefSeq and is a predicted model, not a curated record. Lineage: Eukaryota; Metazoa; Chordata; Actinopteri; Cypriniformes; Leuciscidae.